Messenger RNA from Chilo suppressalis (striped riceborer), 6203 nucleotides. Lineage: Eukaryota; Metazoa; Arthropoda; Insecta; Lepidoptera; Crambidae. The record is from the annotation of a GenBank genome assembly.
CAUGGCGAUAGCUCCGGGAGCGCGCCUCACAUCGUAAAACAACCGGAUAGCACCCUUCACAAUACACCCACUCACCGGUCUUAGUAAAUAAAAAACUUGUUGUGUCUAAAAUGUUAUAGUGUUCAGUGUUUGAGGUUUUAUCCUGCGCAAGGAUUGCGUUAUAGUGUGUUGCAUGAGUGUUCCCGAUGGACGUGAAGGGGAUGAUGGACGCGACUCACCGGCCAGCACGGAGCAGCUAACGAAAUGCCCCGAGAAGGAGUCGUGCGGGGCGGAGUUCGCAGCAGUCGGUAGCCGGCUGCGCGGCGCAAUGGGCACCCGCCCGCCGGCCCGCUUCUGGCCGCAGCUUUGGGCCACCGUCGUCAGGAACCUGCUCCUCAAGAAGCGGGAUACUAGGAAAACCCUAGCGGAAGUUCUAGUGCCCCUCUACUCUCUUGGCGUGCUGAUCUUCCUGAAGAUGUUGGUGCCCAACCCAAACUUCCCUGAAGUGCGGAAGCCAGGCCGCCUGCUGAGGAUCCAUCACGACGCGUUUCCCGAAAACCACUCAGUGGCAGUGGUGGCUGAUUGGCAAAAUGCUAACGGGACAGUGGGUUUCCUCGACGAGAUUAACUCCAUGCUGGUUGAGUCGGGCCAGGACGGUAUCCACUGGGUCCGCUACAACAACACUACCGAGCUCAACGACGCAUAUCACAGCGACGCUCGUCACUUCCCCAUCGCUGUCAUAUUCCACACGGACCCCAGCUCAUUCGAGGAGCCUUUGCGAUAUACUAUCCGCACGAACCCCUCACACACCGGGACUCCUUCGACCCGCACCCAGUACACUUCCCCCGCAAAAUGCAGAGAGAGAACCGGCGGGAAGGACUGGUCCUCCGACUGGUCCCGAGGUGGUCAGCUGAUACCACUGUCCGAGAUGCAUAGGGAGGACACGUGCCCAGUCCUCCAGUACUACUACUCCGGUUUCUUGGCUCUACAGACGCUCAUUGAUUACAUCAAAAUAAAGGUGGAUACCGGCUCGCCUUUCCCACCACCCCGUAUCGACCUCCUCCAAUUCCCCAAACGACAACACACCGGCGACUGGCUGGUGAUCUUCCGCGUCAUAAUGCCCAUGUACAUGGUGAUGACUUUGUCCCAGUUCAUCACAUACUUGCUAAUGUUCGUUGUGGGAGAGAAAGAGAAGAAAAUUAGGGAAGGCAUGAGGAUUAUGGGCUUGAAGGACUCGGUUUAUUGGGGUGCUUGGUUUCUCAUUUACGCAGUUUUUGUUACAAUACUAUCCAUAGUCAGUACCGUCCUACUCUUCACUCUAAAGGUGUUUCAACAUUCCUCUUACAUCCUUAUUUUCCUUCUGAUGCUUCUAUUCGGGUUUACCAUCAUCACAUUCGCGUUUAUGCUGACACCUUUCUUCGACCGCGCCAGAACGGCUGGCAUCCUGGGCAGCUUCGCCGUGAACCUGAUGAGCGGGUUAUACUUUAUCCAGGUGUUUGUCUCCAAUGCCGACUCGCUUGCCUUCUGGUUCGUCUCCCUCAUCAGCUCCAGCUGCUACGCCCUCGCUAUGGAUAAGGCUUUGGUGCUAGACAUGGCGGGCGUUGGCGUGACAUGGGACAAUCUAUGGAGCGGGCCGGGUGUUCCCUUCGGGGGCAGUCUCAUCAUGAUGGCUGUCGACACCGUGCUGUACGCACUAGCUGCCUACUGGCUCGAUGCCGUUAUACCAAGUGAAUACGGCAUCAAGCAGAAGCCUUGGUUCUGUUUACUACCAUCGUUCUGGCUGGGCAGCAGGCGGGGAAGAGUUUCGGCAGUACAUCUACAUUCCAACGGCGAUGCUGCACAUAACAAGGAUAUCGAGCCAGUACCUAGAGAACUCCAAGACAAAGAGGCGAUCCGCAUCGUUGGUCUCCAGAAGAGUUUCCGUCAUUGUCGAAGGCCGGAGAUCAAGGCCAUCGACGGCAUCGACCUCAGUAUUUACGAGGGCCAGAUCACCGCCGUUCUGGGCCACAACGGUGCUGGGAAGUCCACGCUCUUCAAUAUAUUAACUGGACUGACGGCACCCACUGCUGGAACUGCUUACGUCUAUGGACUGGAUGUUAGGGAUCCCAACGAUAUGCACGAAAUACGUCAGAUGAUUGGCGUGUGCCCUCAACAGGAUGUGCUGUUCGACCUUCUUUCUGUUAAGGAGCACCUGCAAUUCUUCUCCGCAGUCAAGGGUAUUCCCCGUAAACGUCGCCCAGAUGAGAUUCACAAGGCGUUAGCUGAGGUUGGUCUGCUGGAACAAGCGGGGGUCUUCUCGAAACAUCUCUCCGGAGGUCAGAAGAGGAAACUCAGCAUAGCCAUCGCUUUCAUCGGGGAUCCUAAGAUCAUAAUCCUGGACGAGCCCACUGCUGGCGUAGAUCCAGUGUCCAGAAGACAGACGUGGAGAAUCCUGCAGCGCGCUAAGAGGGGGAAGGUGCUGCUGCUCACCACACACUUCAUGGAUGAAGCUGAUAUCCUGGGCGAUAGGAAGGCGGUCAUCAGUAAGGGCAGGGUACGUUGUGCUGGUACCUCGCUGUUCUUAAAAAACAAAUUCGGCAUCGGCUAUCAUCUGACAUUGGUUUUGGACGGCGCAUGUCGCGAGCACCAAAUUACUCGUCUCGUACGCGGUCACGUACCUCGUGCAGAAAAAGCUCGGCGACACGGACGCGAAUUGUCCUACAUAUUGCCACACUACGCGGUGCAUCUGUUCCCGCCGCUGUUCCUCGCCAUCGAGCACGAGAUCAGAGACAAGACCAACAGGCUGGGUAUAACAAGCUACGGCGUGUCCAUGACGACUCUAGAGGAGGUGUUCCUAAGCUUAGAGGGAGAGAACGCAGAGGAGACAGAGACAGUAGAAGGAUUGUCCUCUGUCAAACUAGUGAGGGCCAGAGCUCUGUCUAGGAGUUUAUCGCUGCAGAGCAAGACUCUUAGUUACCAGGAGCUAAAUGACAAGGAAACUCAAAAGGCUACGUCUCUGCCCACUCCUCCCGCCUCACACGCAUUACAUUCCACUACACAUGGCGUUGAACACGUUAAAGUGGCUGUGACUCCAGAAGCUCCUGUCUCCGUCGACGCAUUAGGGGAGAUAGUGAAGACGAACCCAUCUUGUUGGAGAACAUUCUGUGCACUAGUUUACAUUCGUACAGUGCGCAUGAUUCGAGAUCCGUACAAGCUCUAUGUGAUGAUCUUCAUGCCUAUCAUUUCCUGCGCCCUGGGUCUCUACAUGAAAUCUCGACAGAUAGUGUUUUUUCGAAUGCAACCCCUCAGUCUGGAACCAAACGCUUAUUCCAAUAAGACGCCCAUUGCCGUGUUCAGUGAACAAAAUAAUUAUAAAGAGAUCACUGAUCUAAAGGAGUCAUUGGAAAUGCUAGGGGCCCAUCCGAUUGUAGACUUUGACGGUAAUUUCUCCAGUCUUCUUAGUAUGGAAAAUUUGGGAGCGUUCAGUCUGAGAGAUAGUCUUAUACCUUAUGGGAAGAUUAUGGCCUAUUAUAAUAGUACAUACACUCAUAGUCUGCCUAUAAUCAUCAAUUUAUUGGACAAUAGUAUAUAUAGGGUAUUAAUGUCGGCGUCUGGUAUGACAGAAAGUUUUAAACCUAUAGAGGUGCUGGCCCAUCCAUUUCAACAGACAGAGCAACAAGAGGAAUUCAAUGUAGGCAAUGUGGUGUGUGCCAUAUUCAUGGGCAUGAUCUUUGCUCUCGUACCAGUCACAUUAGCUGUUGAUAUAGUCUACGAUAGAGAAAUAAAAGCCAAGAACCAACUGCGAGUUAACGGCUUGUCAAUGAGCAUGUAUUUCUUGACGUACUUCACAAUACUUAUCUUCAUUAUGAUCAUCACCAGUAUUGGGGUUCUGGUCCUUGUGAUCCUUAACGACAUACCGAGUUUGACGAACGGUUCAGCUAUCACGAUGCUCUCGUUUUUGUUGUUAUUGUACAGUCCGUCGGCCAUCUUGUUUAAUACAUGCCUCUCGUACGUAUUCGACAAGAUGGAUUCUGCGCAGAGCAUCAUGCCUAAUAUAACAACCUGGGUCGGUGUAAUACCUUUUAUAUUAGUUGCUGUUCUGGAUACUUUUAAGUGGGGUAGUGAUAUCGCGUUCUAUUUACAUUUAGUAUUCAGUUUUCUGGAUGUUAUGUACAUACCUUAUGCCAUCAUCUACUAUGUUGAUAGAGUGUACCUGACGUGUAAUCUACGCGGGUUGUGUACAACGCCUGCGUUGAGCGCGUACUUCACGGCGGAAGUGUGGGCGUUGAUCGCCGCCAUGUUGUUCCACGUGCCGCUGUGUGGUGCCGCGUUACUCGCUGCCGACAGACUCAAGUCCGGCGGGCGGCUGUGUCCGCGUAAACGCAGCCCGCCCUCCUCCCUGGCGGAGGUGGAGGCGGAGAGCGGCGCGGAGGCGGGCGAGGAUGAGGACGUGCGGCGCGAGCGGCGGAAAGUUGCCACGCUGCUGCACCAACCGCCAGCCAACGCGCCCGUACUAGUGGUGCAUAACCUCCGCAAAGAGUACAAAGUGCGCGGCACUGCAGGCAGUUGCUGCGGGGGGGACGAUGACGUCAGACGUGCCGGCCUCAAGCGGCUCAGCCUGGCGGUCCACGGGGGGGAAGUGUUCGGCCUUCUGGGUCACAACGGUGCCGGGAAGACCACCACCAUGAAGAUCAUCACCAACGAGGAGCGGCCAACUUGCGGCACGGUGAUGCUAGGUGGUGAGAACGUGAGCGAGUCCCAGACGUCCACGUUCCAGAUGCUGGGCUACUGUCCUCAGCAUGACGCUUUGUGGAAGAACGUCACCAUACGAGAGCACAUCGAGUGUUAUGCUGCGAUACGAGGUGUCAGCAAAGCAGAUACGCCCAGAAUCGUAGACGCUUACCUCAACGGGCUGCAAAUAAUGGAGCAUGCGGGCAAGAACGCCGAAGAAUGUUCUGGAGGAACUCGCCGGAAGCUCAGCUUCGCAUUGGCGAUGGUGGGGAACCCGAAAGUGGUGCUGCUGGAUGAACCGUCUACGGGGAUGGACCCUCGGUCGAAGAGGUUCCUGUGGGACACCAUCCUGGCUAGUUUCCAGGGCAAAAAGGGUGCUAUUUUGACGACACAUUCCAUGGAAGAGGCUGAUGCUUUAUGUUCUAGAGUCGGUAUUAUGGUUAAAGGAGGUUUAAGAUGUAUUGGUUCAACACAGCAUCUGAAGAAUUUGUACGGUGCAGGUUACACGCUAGAAAUGAAAAUAGGGCAGAAUAAUCAAAAGACAUCGAUAGAACCAGAACUAUCGAUAUCUCCGUCACCGCUUCGUUCGACAGAAAAUUCGCCGUCAUUAGGCGAGGCUGAUGAAGGUUCAGGCGGCGGGUCCGCGUGUCAAGAAGCGGAAGCGGAGGCGGAAGCAGAAGCAGAAGCGGUUGAUGUCAGCAUACACACACCACUAGUUGCCGGCACGCCGCCCGCUGCUAGAUCGCAUCACCGCAGAACCGAGUCGAGCGGGGGUGGAUUGAGCGCAGAAGCGGCUAUAGCUUUAGUAGGGCAGUUGUUUCCGGCAGCCAUUUUGGAGGAGAAUUUCGCCGAAAGACUAGUGUUCUCCGUGCCUCAAUCGGCUGUUUCAAGUCUAGCUAGAUGUUUCCAACAAAUCGAAGAUGCGAAAGAGAAGCUGAACAUUGUCGAGUACAGUUUCAGCCAGACAACAUUAGAGCAGGUGUUCCUUAAGUUUGCACAAUCGGAGAACGUGGAAUCACAAGACCCAGAGCACUAAUCUACAAAUAAGAAAGAGCUGCAGCGUGCUUCAAAUGCAAAAAUAGGUUCUUUCCAAGCCGUCAGAGAAGUUUAAGACACUUUUUGCUGCUGGAUAAAUACAAAAUAGGCAAAUAAAAAUGUCCCUGACGAAAAGUAAAGUGCAAUAAGAAUCCUUAGGAAUGUGACAAAAAUUGAAAAUUGAAAAGCCGUCUUUGUAAACGCAAAUAUGACGUAUGCCAUUUACGGUCAUUUUGAAUAGACAGUGGCGCCACAAAAUAGAUAUAACAGAAGGUAUUCUCAUUUAUGUACCUCACUUUGCAUACCUACGCUCGGUGGUCGCGCUAUUAUUGUUAACCGCUUGAGUGAAAAGAGUAUGUAUGUUGAAUUCAAACCAUCUAUUGAACAGAUAUAUUAAGUUGUUUUUGUGCCUGCAUUUCUGCACGAAGAAGUUCACAUAGGCAUCUCUCAAACAUAUGACACUCGCGCUCGCAGUGGUC